Molecule: messenger RNA, 1068 nt
Organism: Phytophthora nicotianae INRA-310
Lineage: Eukaryota; Oomycota; Peronosporomycetes; Peronosporales; Peronosporaceae
Product: ADP-ribosylation factor-like protein 2, variant 1
Exons: 3
Coding region: 500-961 (153 amino acids)
Biological process (GO): protein folding
Cellular component (GO): cytoplasm; microtubule cytoskeleton
Molecular function (GO): GTP binding; GTPase activity
Source: RefSeq, a predicted model, not a curated record
CGACCGAUUGCUAGGCUCCGGUGUGUGCGCAUCCUCCUGGUUGCCAUCGAGCUUCGUCAGCAGUAAACGGCUGGGUGGAAUGGCCUUGGUCAUGGGUAUCGGGCGGCAACUGCUGUAACCUGCACAUGAAUAUCGUGUCGUUUCGUGCCUCUUCGUAAGGCAAAAUUUGCAAUACUGAACGGUAAAUAUUGCAAUAACGAGUCGCGAUCAUUGAGCCACCAGCGACACCAGAGCUAGGCCGCCAUGGGACUGCUGAGUAUCCUCAAGAAGGUCAAGGAGAAGGAAAAGGAGAUCCGCGUCCUCAUGCUGUGCGUCCAUGCGUCUGACUCGUUGCUUUGUCCGUUUACUGAAACCUGUGCGGCUUGAUUUGGCUCACCAGAGGUCUGGACAAUGCUGGCAAGACGACGAUCCUGAAGAAGUUUAUGGGUCAGGAUAUCACUGAGAUCUCACCUACGCUGGGUUUCGACAUUCAGACGCUCGAAUACAAGGAGUACGUAACAUGUGGCAAAUUGUUGAUGCUGGACCUCUCGAUCUCAGCAGUCUAACUGGAAUGGCACGCGGCUACUCUUACCGCAGCUUUAAAUUAAAUGUAUGGGACGUCGGUGGUCAGCAGACAAUCCGCUCGUACUGGAGAAACUACUUUGAACAGACGGAUGGCCUCGUGUGGGUGGUGGACAGCGCCGACCGACGGAGGCUUGAGGACUGCAAGCGUGAACUUACAAGUCUGUUGACCCAAGAGAAACUAGCUGGAGCUACGUUGCUGAUCUUCGCCAAUAAGCAGGAUUUACCUGGUGCACUCUCCUCCGCAGAGAUCGCAGAUGCGUUGGGCUUGCGUUCAGCUCAGUUCUCAACCCGACACUGGAGUAUUAUUUCCUGUAGCGCCGUCACUGGAGAUGGCCUUGUGGACGGCAUCGACUGGCUCGUCGGCGAUGUAGCUAGCCGUAUCUUCCUCAUGGAAUAGCGCUUAGAAGUCAGAGCUAGAGACUUCAACAACAAUUUAUCACCGUUGCUAGCAUAUCGCUCAACAUUGCGCUGAAUCUGUGCGGCCAUCCUAUCCUGCAACAACGC